Molecule: messenger RNA, 1173 nt
Organism: Fusarium proliferatum ET1
Lineage: Eukaryota; Fungi; Ascomycota; Sordariomycetes; Hypocreales; Nectriaceae
Exons: 1
Coding region: 1-1173 (390 amino acids)
Source: RefSeq, a predicted model, not a curated record
AUGCCUGUCACAGUCACCAUUCCCAAUAGUAAAGCCAGUUCUUGGCAACACCCCAAAGCUGAAAACACUUCACAGCUCUUACGAGGAGCUAGUUCCCAAGAAGCAGAUGGAUGCAAACAAAUCAUCCAAAGCUCAUUCUCUAUCAACGGGUCUCUUGAAGAAAAUCAUGUAUCAGCUUCGAGGAAUGGUCUCGUCUGGUCAUCGUUCUACGCAUACAGCACCCACCAUCAUCUCGCCAUUCGCCCCGAAGAUGUCUGGUUCGCUAUAAUCACUCAACUCAGUGCUUACAUCAACGCCAAUUCUGAAAGAAUGCGCGAUUACUUUGUUAGUCACGCUGGUCAGAAAAGGCUUGAGGUCAUCGAUUUCGCGACUCUGCAUACUGCUGAUUACGGAGCGCUCUCUCAGAAAAUGACCCUCGAGAUCGGAAAGAACAUCAAAGAUCCUGCUUUUCGAGAAUGGAUUCUUCCGUCGUUCUCGACAACCACUGACAAUGAUCGGGUUGUUGGCUCUGUGCUCCUCAUGGGCGCGCUGCAGAAGUACUUCUCUUACGGAAUGCGUACGGCGUGUGGUAUCCCUUCAGUGACACUCCUCGGAGAAGUAACCGACUACGAAGACAUACUCAAUAGACUUGAUAAGCUGGAUGAAAUGGGCGAGGAACCGAUCCAGUUCGCCAAGCUCCUGCGUCCAAUUCUUCGAAACAUGAUUCUCUCCUUCACUCAGCCUUCCGACCCAGCUAUCCAUAUAUUCUGGAACCAAAUUGCCAAUAUAUAUCGGAUGUCGGGUUCCAAGAAGUUGACAGGCUGGAUCACGGCAUUUUGUUACUGGGACGACGAAGGAAAGGCUGGGCACCCCAGUCGAGGAAAUGGCACCCUUGGGGAUUUGAUGUAUCUCCGCGUCGAAACGAGUGACAUUCCUUGUGGAUACGUCACUGUUCCGGUUGAAGUUGACGAUAAUGGCACUGUGUAUGAUUGCAAGAUGAUUGCUGGAUCCGUUGGUAUGCAAGCUGUCCCAGGCCCUGAAGGUCAUGUCCCUGCUUAUGAAAACAGAGGGCAUAACGAGGAGGUGGAUGAGACGAGACUGGGGAUAAAGCCUGUUACUGGGUGGAUGAUCUACGAGUUUGCUCAGCAAAGCCGGUCAUAUAACAGAGGGCCCUUGCAAAUGUACACAGUGUAG